AUAAACUAAUGACUAAUUCUCUCAGUGGUUUGUCUAUAUAAAUAUAGUGCAGAUAAGAGAGAGCUGUAUCGUAGUAGUGUUCCAUUUUCAAGAAUACUUUCAUUUUGGAAUUUUAAUUUAAUUUAAUUAAUUAAUCAAAAUGCCUGCGAUUGCUUUUGGUAGAGUUGACGACUCUUUCAGUGUCGCCUCCCUCAAAGCUUACGUCGCAGAGUUCAUCUCCACCUUGCUUUUCGUCUUCGCCGGCGUCGGCUCCGCCAUUGCUUACAACAAGUUGACUUCCAAUGCCCCCCUCGAUCCGGCGGGCCUGGUGGCGGUCGCCGUCUGCCACGGCCUGGCGUUAUUCGUAGCGGUGGCGAUCGCAGCCAACAUCUCCGGCGGCCACGUCAACCCCGCCGUCACCUUCGGCCUCGCCGUCGGCGGCCAGAUCACUCUCCUCACCGGCCUCCUCUACUGGAUCGCUCAGCUCCUCGGCUCCAUCGUCGCCUCCUUCUUGCUCAAGCUCGUCACCGGCGGCCUGGCAAUUCCGACGCACGGCUUGGGCGACGGCAUCGGCGCCGUCGAAGGGUUGGUUAUGGAGGUCGUCGUUACCUUCGCCCUGGUGUACACAGUUUACGCCACCGCCGUAGACCCCGGCAAGGGAUCCAUCGGAAUAAUUGCGCCGAUCGCCAUCGGGCUGAUCGUCGGGGCCAACAUCUUGGCCGCCGGUCCAUUCUCCGGCGGGUCGAUGAACCCGGCUCGAUCCUUCGGACCGGCCGUCGUCAGCGGAAACUUCGCCGGCAUUUGGAUUUACUGGGUCGGACCGCUCGUCGGCGGCGCUGUGGCUGGGAUCGUCUACACCUACGUGUACCUGCACCAGGACCAAGCUCCCGUGGCUACUAGCGAGUUCUGAUUGGUCGAAAUUUUACGUGUGAUUUUCUGAUUUUGAUAUUCCUUUUCGUUACAGUUACAGCAUUUGUCUAUGCCUUUGUCGUGUUUCUGUCUAUGUUGAGUUUGUUUUUUAUUUUAAAUAUUUUGUGAAAAAUUGUAAUUAAGUUGUGGAAUUUGAGAGCCAAGUUAUAUAUAUUAAGUGA
Andrographis paniculata is the source of this 1070-nucleotide messenger RNA. RefSeq names its product probable aquaporin TIP2-2. The coding region runs from base 140 to 889 and encodes 249 amino acids. Gene Ontology annotation, cellular component: membrane. NCBI's taxonomy places the organism in Eukaryota, Viridiplantae, Streptophyta, Magnoliopsida, Lamiales, Acanthaceae. Gene Ontology annotation, molecular function: water channel activity. The transcript is spliced from 3 exons. The record is from RefSeq and is a predicted model, not a curated record. Gene Ontology annotation, biological process: transmembrane transport; water transport.